GUGAUGUGAUAACAACUAAGUUCACUCCGUGGUGUCUGUGACACUAAACAGGGGACCAACUCUUAAUGAGAAACAAAAUCAAAGUGCUGGCAGUAACAUAAGACAGGGGCAUAUAUAUAACCCUUAUUUCUAGUGACUGUUUAUAAUAUUUAUUUAUUUUAAUCUCUAAAUUUCUAAUGUGUUUUGGAAGAAAAAGGUCAAGAUAUUGACAAAGCCUUGAUGUUGUUGUUACCAUUGGCAUAAUAUUCAAAGAAUGGGAAAUUUGCCUUGAAACUUGAAAUUCUGAUUCAAGAUAUUUAAUAUGAAACUUAAUUCAUAACGCAUAUCUACUAUGACAACUCAUAGCUGUGAAGCAAGUCCCAUAACUCAAGCUUAAAUAUGUGUCAAGUUAUUCCCCUUGAUUCACUGAGAGAAAUAGUUGAGCUUUGGUAACCUGGUUCCUGUGCUCUCGUUCAUACCCUGGUUGUAAAAUGCUUAUAUUUCCUAGUUCAUACAUGCCAUAUUUUCUGGAGACCAUUCAGGGGGAUUUUUUUCAAAAGGCUGAAAAUUCAGGGGGAUUUUGGUUGUAUUCAGGUGGAUUUUUUUAGCAGGUCUAAGUUGGGGAAAUUUUAAAGUAUUUUUAAACGCAAGUAUGAAAAAAUGUAUUCACAUAUAGUUUGCUUUGAAAACCUCUUAACUUGUUCAUUAUACAGAAUUAUUUUAUGUCAUGAUUUAUCAUAUUUUUGAUACACUGUCAUGUCAUACUGUAAUGCACUUGCAGAACAAAAUAUGUCAUUGGAAAAAUAUGUUUUCGAGACAAUUUAAUUAAAUUUACCUUCCUCCAAAGUCUUUGAAAAAAUUGUGCUCAGCUUUGAUGACUUUCAGACAAUAGGAGAAUAGAAUAAAUAUUAUCAAUUUCUUCCUUCCAAAAGAGUAAUAUAUCUUUGCCUUUGAUGAUUACUACAAAUUAAUUGAUCACUUGUUGUAAAAGUUUCCUUUUGGAGACAUACUGUGGUUUCACUUUGUCAUUAUUGCCUGAUGUAAAAUUUCCAAAAAAAAAUUAUUUUUUUUUUUUAAAUUCCGGGGCAUUUUUAUCUCCCGCUGGGAGACCGGGGGAUGGAUCGAAAUUUUGUGGGAUUUUUCCCCCCGCCGGGGGAUAUGGCAUGUAUGCUAGUUGAAGUGUACUUGCAGCAUUGACAGUAAUUAAGCUACUGUUUUGUACUGAUAUUGUGUUAUUGCACAUGAUAUGAUGGCCUGCAUUUAUAAUGUUAAGGCAAUACUGUUUGAAAUUUUGCCAUUUCAUGGUACUUUUGAUUAAAACUUCAUUUCUUAUUUGAAAGAUAAUGUCAGCGACUGUUGUGUAUUACAUUUGCAUGGUAGGCAGAAAUCAGAAGGUGCAUGGCAUGUUAAACACUGGUUGAAAUGAUCUUAUUAUUACAUUUUGAAUUGGUCACCCAAAGAGCAUCUGCAUGAUAUCCAACAGUUUUUAUAUUUCAUAAUAAUGCAUUUGACACUGAUAUUCUAUUUCUAUGAAGUAAAAUGAAGUAUAAAGCUAUAUUCAAAAAAACACCUGAGUCACUGUUAUUUCAAUUUUUAUGUUUGCACUUGAAUAUAUUUGAAGAGCAUUUAAUAACUGAUAAUUUUUUCUAGAAGUAAACUUUUUAGCUCACCUGUCACUUUGUGACAAGGUGAGCUUUUGUGAUCGCCUUUUGUCCGGCAUCCGUCGUGCGUAGUGCGUCGUGCGUCGUCCGUCAACAAUUUACUUAAAAGACAUCUCCUCCUUAACCGCUGGGCCAAUAUAAAUAAAACUUCAUAGGGAUGGUCCUUGGGUGGUCUUCUAUCAAAGUUGUUCAAAGAAUUCAAUUCCAUGUAGAACUCUGGUUGCCAUGGCAACCAAAAGGAAAAACUGUAAAAAUCUUCUUCUCCCAAACCACAAGGCUUAGGCCGUUGAUAUAUGGUAGGUAGGAUAACCAAAUGGUCCUCUACCAAGAUUGUUCAAAUUAUGGCCCUUGGGUCAAAAUUGGCCCCGCCCCGGGGGGUCAUGGGUUUUCUCUAUAUGUUUAUAGUGAAAACUUAAAAAAUCUUCUCCUCUGAACUUACUUGGCCUAGAGCUUAGAUAUUUGGCAUGAUUCAUCGUCUAGUGGACCUCUACAAAGUUUGUUCAAAUUAUGGCCCUGGGGUCAAAAUUGGCCCCGCCCCGGGGGGUCAUGGGUAUUCUCUAUAUGUUUUUAGUUAAAACUUAAAAAAUCUUCUCCUCUGAACUUACUUGGACUAGAGCUUAGAUAUUUGGCAUGAUUCAUCGUCUAGUGGACUUCUACAAAGAUUGUACAAAUUAUGGCCUUGGGGUCAAAAUUGGCCCCGCCCCGGGGGGUCAUGGGUAUACUUGAUAUGUUUAUAGUUAAAACUUCAAAAAUCUUCUCCUCUUAACUUACUUGGACUAGAGCUUAGAUAUCUGGCAUGAUUCAUCGUCUAGUGGACCUUUACAAAGAUUGUUCAAAUUAUGGCCUUGGGGUCAAAAUUGGCCCGGCCCCAGGGGGGGGGGGGGGUGUCAUGGGUAUUCUCUAUAUGUUUAUAGUUAAAACUUCAAAAAUCUUCUCCUCAGAACUUACUUGGACUAGUUCUUAGAUAUUUGGCAUGAUUCAUCGUCUAGUGGACCUUUACAAAGAUUGUUCAAAUUAUGGCCUUGGGGUCAAAAUUGGCCCCGCCCCCUUGGGGGGUCAUGGGUUUUCUCUAUAUGUUUAUAGUGAAAACUUCAAAAAUCAUCUCCUCUGAACUUACAUCACUUAGAGCUUAGAUAUUUGGCAUGAUUCAUCGUCUAGUGGACUUCUACAAAAUUUGUUCAAAUUAUGACCCUGGGGUCAAAAUUGGCCCCACCCCGGGGCUGAUGGGUUUUCUCUAUAUGUGUUAUAGUGAAAACUUAAAAAAUCUUCUCCGAACUCACAAGGACAAGUAACGUCUUAAUUUAAACUGGAUAACAUAUUUAGUACACAUACCAAUUUUCAAUAUGGGCCACAUACAACAAUUAAUAACAAAUAUACAUAUAUAGAUACACACGUAAAAUCAAGUAGUGACAAGAGCUUAGAUAUUUGGCAUGAUAUAUCAUCUAGUUGACUUGUACCAAUAUUGUUCAAUCUUUGGCCCUGGGGUCAAAAAAUGGCCCCAGCCGGGCGGUCAUGGGUUUCCUUAUAUAUGUAUAUGAUGAGAACUUAAAAAAUCUUCUUCUCCGAAACCAAAAGGCGAAGGCCUUAGAUAUUUGGUAUGAAGCAUCGUUUAUCGGACCACUAUUAAGAUUGUUCAAACUUUAGCCCUGGGGUCAAAAUUGGCCACGCCCCGUGUUCAUAGGCUUAGGAUUUCAAUAUUUGUAUAUAAUGGAAGAAUGUGCAAUAUAUGACAGGUGAGCGAUUCAGGGCCAUUUGGCCCUCUUGUUAUUAUAAGCAACAAACAAAUUUUCACACCAAAAAGUUGAUUUUUCGAAUUCAAAUAAGAACAUUUAUUGGGGUACAUUUCUUAUCAAAUACAUCAAAAUAUUAAUUUGGUUUCAGAACGGAAUUUGCAGCAUUUUAAAGAAAGAUAAAUGCAAAAAGUGAGAAACAGAAUAACAGUGGCUUAUAAUGGAGAGUGCGCUUUUAUUUUGAAAGACCAAAAACAAAAGAAACUUAUUAGCUCAGCAGAGCACGAAGUGCUCAAGGUGAGCUACUGUGAUCGUCUUUGUCCGUCGUCCGUCCGUCAGUCCGUCCGUCUGUCCAUCCGUCCAGGGUCACGAUUGAUUAACAACAACAACAACAAAACGGCCGACUUCCUGUAGUGCUUUUAAAAAUCAUCUCUUCUAAAACUACCAGUCCAAAUUCAAUUAAACUUUACAGGAAGCUUCCUUGGGUGACCCUCUACAAAAAUACAACAAGGGAUCACGAUUGAUCAACAACAACAACAACAACAAAAUGGCCGACUUCUUGUUUUGCUUUAAAAUACAUCUCCUCUGAAACUACCCAACCAAAUUCAAUGAAACUUUACAGGAAUCUUCCUUGGGUGACCCUCUCCAAAAAAACAACAAGGGGUCACGAUUGAUCAACAACAGCAACAACAACAAAAUGGCUGGCUUCCUGUUUUGCUUUUAAAAAUAUCUCCUCUGAAACUACCGGACCAAAUUAAAUGAAACUUUAUAGGAAGCCUUGGGUGACCCUCUACAAAAAUACAAUAAGGGGUCACGAUUGAUCAACAACAACAACAACAACAACAAAAUGGCUGACUUCCUGUUUUGCUUUAAAAAAACAUCUCUUCUAAAACUACCAUUCCAAAUUCAAUGAAACUUUACAGGAAGCUUCCUUGGGUGACCCUCUACAAAAAUACAACAAGGGGUCACAAUUGAUCAACAACAGCAACAACAACAAAAUGGCUGACUUCCUGUUUUGCUUUAAAAAACAUCUCUUCUAAAACUACCAUUCCAAAUUCAAUGAAACUUUACAGGAAGCUUCCUUGGGUGACCCUCUACAAAAAUACAACAAGGGGUCACAAUUAAUCAAAAACAACAACAACAUCAACAAAAUGGCCAACUUCCUGUUUUGCUUUAAAAAAACAUCUCUUCUAAAACUACCAGUCCAAAUUCAAUUAAACUUUACAGGAAGCUUCCUUGGAUGACUCUCUACAAAAAUACAACAAGGGCUCACGAUUGAUCAACAACAACAACAACAACAAAAUGGCCCUCUUCCUGUUUUGCUUUCAAAAACAUCUCCUCUGAAACUACUGGACCAAAUUCAAUGAAACUUUAUAGGAAGCUUCCUUGGGUGACCCUCUACAAAAAUACAACAAGGGGUCACGAUUGAUCAACAACAACAACAACAGCAACAACAACAAAAUGGCUGACUUCCUGUUUUGCUUUAAAAAAACAUUUCUUCUAAAACUUCCCGUCCAAAUUCAAUUAAACUUUACAGGAAGCUUCCUUGGGAGACCCUCUACAAAAAUACAACAAGGGGUCACGAUUGAUCAACAACAACAACAACAAAAUGGCCCUCUUCCUGUUUUGCUUUCAAAAACAUCUUUUCUGAAACUACCGGACCAAAUUCAAUGAAACCUUAUAGUAAGCUUCCUUGGGUGACCCUCUACAAAAAUACAACAAGGGGUCACGAUUGAUCAACAACAACAACAACAGUAACAACAACAAAAUGGCUGACUUCCUGUUUUGCUUUAAAAAAACAUCUCUUCUAAAACUUCCCGUCCAAAUUCAAUUAAACUUUACAGGAAGCUUCCUUGGGUGACCCUCUACAAAAAUACAACAAGGGGUCACGAUUGAUCAACAACAACAACAACAACAAAAUGGCCAACUUCCUGUUUUGCUUUAAAAAAACAUUGCCUCUGAAACUACCAGUCCAAAUUCAAUGACCCUUUACAAAAAUACAAGGCAUUGUGAUUGAUAAAGACAACAACAACAACAAAAUGGCCGACUUACUGUUUUGCUUUAAAAAGAAAUUGCUGAAACUACCAGGACAAAUUCAGUGAAACUUUACAGGUAACUUCAUUGCCUGACCCUUUACAAAUAUAAAACAAGGCAUUGUCAUCAGUAAAGAUAUGUUUAAAUUGCAGCAUUUUUAUUAAUGCUUUAUCACAUAGUUGUGGCCCUUUGCUUAGGUGAGCCUUUUAGGGCCAUCAUGGCCCUCUUGAGUUUUUUUAUUGUAAACAUAUCUUAUUGAAGUUGAAAAAGUCAAUUUCUAUGUUUGUAUUUGAUAUAACUUAGACAGCAAAAGCCCUAGCUUCAGGAGGUUUCGUAGGUUUCUCUAAAGUGCACUUUCUUGUAAUGCAUGUUGGUAUUACAUCAAACACAUACAAAAGCGUAUCUUUCAUGUUGGUAUUACAUUAAACAUAUACAUCUGUUUCCGUAGCGUAUCUUUCAUGUUGGUAUUACAUCAAACAUAUACAUCUGUUUCCGUAGCGUAUCUUUCAUGUUGGUAUUACAUCAAACAUAUACAUCUGUUUCCAUAGCAUACCUUUCAUGUUGGUAUUACAUCAAAUAUAUACAUCUGUUUCCGUAGCGUAUCUUUCAUGUUGGUAUUACAUCAAACAUAUACAUCUGUUUCCGUAGCGUAUCUUUCAUGUUAGUAUUACAUCAAACAUAUACAUCUGUUUCCAUAGCAUACCUUUCAUGUUGGUAUUACAUCAAAUAUAUACAUCUGUUUCCGUAGCGUAUCUUUCAUGUUGGUAUUACAUCAAACAUAUACAUCUGUUUCCGUAGCGUAUCUUUCAUGUUGGUAUUACAUCAAACAUAUACAUCUGUUUCCGUAGCGUAUCUUUCAUGUUGGUAUUACAUCAAACAUAUACAUCUGUUUCCGUAGCGUAUCUUUCAUGUUGGUAUUACAUCAAACAUAUACAUCUGUUUCCGUAGCGUAUCUUUCAUGUUAGUAUUACAUCAAACAUAUACAUCUGUUUCCAUAGCAUACCUUUCAUGUUGGUAUUACAUCAAAUAUAUACAUCUGUUUCCGUAGCGUAUCUUACAUGUUGGUAUUACAUCAAACAUAUACAAAAGCGUAUCUUUCAUGUUGGUAUUACAUUAAACAUAUACAUCUGUUUCCGUAGCGUAUCUUUCAUGUUGGUAUUACAUCAAACAUAUACAUCUGUUUCCGUAGCGUAUCUUACAUGUUGGUAUUACAUCAAACAUAUACAUCUGUUUCCGUAGCAUACCUUUCAUGUUGGUAUUACAUCAAAUAUAUACAUCUGUUUCCGUAGCAUACCUUUCAUGUUGGUAUUACAUCAAAUAUAUACAUCUGUUUCCGUAGCAUACCUUUCAUGUUGGUAUUACAUCAAAUAUAUACAUCUGUUUCCGUAGCAUACCUUUCAUGUUGGUAUUACAUCAAACAUAUACAUCUGUUUCCGUAGCGUAUCUUACAUGUUGGUAUUACAUCAAACAUAUACAUCUGUUUCCAUAGCAUACCUUUCAUGUUGGUAUUACAUCAAAUAUAUACAUCUGUUUCCGUAGCGUAUCUUUCCUGUUGUAAUAAUCACUAGUCCACACAAAUAUAACUUUUUGUUUUUAAAUAUUUUUGGUGAUUUAUUUCUUUUUAUACAAAUACAAUAAUUUUAUUUAUUUUAAGAACUUAAGAGCAGGCGAUAGGUUAAACAUGAUUAUUUACAAAGAAAAUUCUUAACAAUUAAAACUUUAUCAUCCCAUUAAUUGAAAAGGAAAUACCCCCAAGAAGUUCUCCAUUGGGAAAAUUUAUAUAACUCUUGGACAUUUGUUUGCCUGGGUUGAAGCAUGUCAGUGUGUCAGAAAAUGGUCAUCUCUUAUAUUGAGAUUUGUGGUGAAAAAUAAGAUAGGCCACUUAAAAAAUAUAAAUUGUUUUUGGGAUUAUUAUUUUUCUAAAUCAUUGAUGUGGUAAAUCUGACGAACAAAAUAUCAAUUUGGUGUGGCCUUAUUUGUCAUCACUGUCCACUUUGGUAUUGUUCAUUUCUUGUAUAUAUAUAUAUAUAUAUAUAUAUAUAUAUGUUCAUAAAAGUAAACAUGCACCUUUACCUUUAAUUUUAAGCAUUUUAUAUUUUAACCUUUAAAGGUCAAUAUAAAUCUGACUUCUAAAGUGCAUUUUUACAGUGCAUUUUAUUAAAACUAUUUUUUUUUUAUGAAUCUUUUUGAUAUCCUUAUAAUGCACAAUAAUAAUUGAAUCAUUUUAUCAUGAGAUAAAGCAUCAUUUUCUGUUGAAUGUUGUUGCGUGUAUUCCAUUUCUUGUGUAUUUUGUGCAUUUUUAUUUUAAUGCAUUAAUUGUGUAACCUCAUAUGUAGAACCCAAUCUAAUUUCUUUAUUGACUAUUGAUUUGCAUGAGUGUUUGCUAUUUUGUAUACUUAUAUGUAAUUUCUUAACACUACUUAAGUACUUGGAAAAGUACCUAUGACUGUAACAUACUAAUACUUUUCUUGAGAGAUUGUAGCAUAACAACGGCAGUGUUAUUACUCUUGUUGCCAGUUUCUAAUGGUUAUUAAAAAAAACGCAAUGUGAGUGUAUAUUCAGGUCUUUAUUUCACUGAUGUGAAAAUGUAUGGGAUUUAUUGACAUUUUAUAAUAAAUAUUUUUCAUAAGUAGCCAAGACACAAGUGUCAAGUGUGAGUUUUUAUUAUAAGUGAAAUAAUUGUUUAUGUCUAAACUUUUAUGCUUUUAUAUUUCAUGUUUUAUAUGUGAGGUACACAACACUGUAAGAUCGUGAUUUAUACAUCACCUCAAGCCACACUUGAUGUUUAUUUAAUUAUGAAAAGAGGGAACAAGCGUGAAAAUAUUUAUUAUUAUAACAUGAAAUAUUUCACUGAUGUGUGAAAAGUUGUUAGCUGCUUGACGAUAUGCAAAGCUCAUGAAACAUAUGAAGAUGAAUGUUUUCACAGUGCUUGACUUGUAAAUGCAUGAGUACAGCUUAUCAUGGUAUCCUUCAAACAUUAUCAAGUUUAAUAUAUAUAUAUAUAUACUCAUUAAAAUAAGUUAAGGACCACAUCAAGAAACUGAUAUAUUUCAAUUGGUAUAUGAGGUUUUUCAUGCACACGGUAUGUCACUAAAAUGCUUUUGAGUGAUUCCUAACACGUGCCAAAGCAUGUUGCAGUCCAAGUAUUAAUCAAGUUGGAUAAUUCUAUCUUGAUUAUAAUGCAAAUUAUUGCCCUUUAGAAUUCAACUUAGAAAUUCUUGUUAAGAUUUUGCAUGUAAGCAUGCAUAGGUUAAACUGACAGUCUUAUUCAAAAUCAAUACAUACACAUGUAUAACAAACAUAAUUUCUGACUGAUAAACGUUUAACUUAAUUCUUACUAAAUAAUGCAUACAUGGAAAAUAUAAACUACUGAUAACAAAUGUAACUGUGAAUUUAAAGCUAAAAUAUUGAUUGGUGAAUGCCAAAAGAUUUACUGGGAUCUACUAUAGUCUCAUAAGGUAAAAAUACCAUGUUUUAUGCUCAUUUCUUUCAAAUUAAACUCGGUAUCCUUCAUUCUAACCAUUUUUUUACAUUUAUUCAUCCUUUUUGGAAUAUUAAAACAAUAUUAUUAAUUGUGGUAAAUCUUAUUUGGGAGUAAGAGUGCAUCUUUAAUAUCUACUGUAUUUUGCAAAUAAUGGCUGUUUAUUUUUCGACUUACAAAUUCUGGUUAAAGUUUUGCAUGUUACCACAUUUAGGCCAAUAUCUCAGCUAAUACACCAUGUAUUGCAUAUAAUCUUUAUACACAGGCUCCUAUCCCUCAAACCUUUUUAAUUAAUCAAGUAAGAUAACUGUAUCUUGCAUAUAAUAUGAAUUUUGCCCCUUUGACAUAGAAAUUCUGGUUAAGGUUUUGUAUGUAAGCACAUAUUAUCAGUAAAUAACUCAGCAACUGCUUGAUGUAUUGCUUUGAAACUUUAAACAAUCAAGUAUGAUAACUUUAUCUUGCAUAUAAUGCAAAUUUUGCCCCUUUUUAAUUUGACUUAGACUUUCUGGUUGCAUGUUUCACAAAAACUUUGUAAUCCUUAAACUUAAAAGCUGCAGAAUAGUGGAGCAUGCUGUCUCUGUGACAGCUCUUGUUCUGUAGUUUUAUUUGACAUUUUAAAACCUGAAUGUUGUGCUUUCAUAGGCUGUUAAUUUUUCUUUUUCUGUUUUCAUUGUGAACAUUAACUCUCUUAUUACACAUUUGACUGAAUUGUAUUUGAUUGCCUUUGACACAAUAUAAGAUAAAAUUACCUAUAACAGAAUGUGGUCCUUAAAUUAUUUUGUACUAUCAAUAUUGAGAUAUGUUAAGUCUUACUUUCUCUCAUGAAUCACUUUGUUUAUGAUUGGUAAUGUAUGCCUCAGAUUAUGAUCUGCACAGUUCAUUCAUUUAUAAGUAAUUUAUAAGUAUUUUCUUUUAACCCAUUGCAUUUAAAUAGCAGUAAAAAACUUUAUAUUUUGUCAGUUAAAAAUAAUCCUAAUCUGUAAUUAAAGGGUUAAAAAAGUAAUCAUUCUUAUAUUCAUUUUGAUGGUAGAGACUAAGCCCUAAUCCCUAGAUAUGAUAAUCCUUAUAAAGCACUUCAUUUUCUUGCUUAGUGAUGGACUGUGAAGUUAAUUUGCAUCGGCUUGCAUGAUAUACAUUAUGCCUUCUUUAGUGUUUAAAGAUUUGUAAAGAAGUUUUAAAGUUUGUCUUGUCCACAACUAUGGAAUGCUAAAGGUAAUGUACAACUUUUCUGACUGUUUCAUAUACAUAAUUAGUGAUAAGUAUUUAUGUAGUCAUUUCAUGCAUUAAAUGUCUUAUUUUUGUGUCUUGUCUUUAUAAUAGCACAUCUAAUAUCAGUGUUAUCCACACAUUUCUGACUCCAGCUAAAGGUAGCACUCCUUUUUGGUCAUAGAGGGGUUACUUUUACAAUAUUGUUAGUUUGCAGAUUGGCAUGAAAUGACUACAAAAAGACCUUCCUAUGAUCAGAAAAAAAUCUAAUGAUUUGUGUUAAAAUACUAACUACACUUUGAAAUAAAGCUAAUAAAUGAAAAUAUGAAUAUAUAAAAAAAGAAAUCAUCCUAAAUUAGUUUAUUUGUGUAAAUAUGGAUGAAUUUAUAAUAGUUUUAUGAUUUAAAAUGAAUAUGGUAUAUUGAAACAAUAACAAAUUAAUCAUACCAUUUAUAUUUUAGAAACUGUGGUUGUAAUGGAAGAAUGAUGAAUUAUAAAGAAGAUUCCAAAAUUUAAUGCUUGGAUAAAUUUAGACAUUGAUGGAAAGAAAUUAAUUUCAAUUACUAGACAUUUGCUGUAAAUUUGCUUGGAGAUAGAAUGAAUAAUAGAAGAAAGAAAAAAACUACCAGAACAAACUUACCAUUUUAAGCAACAUAUCAGACUACAAUAUAACCAUUAGAGAAGAAUGUAAAAUGGGAUCCAAGGAGCUUGUGAAUGAGUACUUGUCAGAUUUUGUUGGGCCUCAUCAUUACAACAGCUUGUCCCCUGAUGAGGUGAAAGUAGAGCAGAAAGAACACAGAGGAAACUCCCUAGAUUAUGAGCCAUACCGAAGACCAAAGUCUAGAAUAAAUAAAUCCCAGUCAUUUGUACAGAGCAGAUCUAAAAAUGGAUCAGUUUCAUCAAGAUCAGUUUCAUCUUCAGUUGGCAGACGAAGGGAUGUAGGAGAUACGGACCCAGACCGAAGACCAAGGUCUAUAAUAAACAGAUCCCAGUCAUUUGUACAGGGCAGCUCUGAUAAUGGAUCAGUUUCGUCAAGAUCAGUUUCAUCUUCAGUAUGCAGACAAAGGGAUGCAGAAACAGUUUCAACUUAUUCAAGAAAUGUGUCAGCUCAAGAGUGGGUAACUUCUUUGGAUCAUCGGAGCAAGAAAGACUGGGAAAGAAGUCCUUACAAUGAAUUCCAAAGACCAAAGUCAUCAUGGAGAAAUCGGCGUGUAGUUGGCCAAAGUUUAAGACCUAUUUCAUCUAAGAAACUAUUGUCAGAGAAAGAUCACGAUGAUUUAAGUUAUAUAAGAUCACGCUACUACCCACCGCCACACAACUGCUUAGUUGAUCAUGGCUAUCAUAACAGGUCAAACCCAAUAAAAGUAAGUCGUCCAAAAACUGCAAAUGUUGUAAAAUGUACUCCACUUGAAAAAGAUAUAGAUGUUAGUGUUAAUAUGGGAUCAAACACACAGAGGCAUGUAAGACAUGUCUUGCAUGGCGUGGAUGAAGAACGUGUUUAUGUCAGAAAUAAGAGAAAUGGGGUUGAUAUUAAUAUUCCAGGAACAGUAAUGAAUGACAACGAAGGUUCUAAUGUUAGAGGUGUAAGACCCAGCUCACCUGUGAAUGUGAAUAUCAAUGUUGACUUAAAAGAAAAACAGGGAAAUGGAAAGACAGUAAAGUUGUACAAAAAAGGAAAAUCAUUUCUUGAACAGGUUCUUGACCUUAGUGAACCACACCAACCUGGAAUAUCCAAAGCUUAUGCCAUGCACAUCAUGCAGAUGCCUGACCUGAAGGGUAAACACCUAAGAAAUGCCUCACGUGGUAUGUCAGCUAAAAGAAGUAAAUCAAGAUCCAGAGCUAGGUCCCCUUCACCAAGGGGGGGUAAAGCCCUCAGAAGAGAACUAACAAGGGCCAAGCAAGAAAUUGUUGAGAAAGUUGAACAUGGUAAAACUCAGCUUGAGCACCUGCUACAAGAGUCAAUGGACACAUUCGCAGAAAGGCUUAAAGAACAGCAAGAACAGUUUGCAGAACAGUUAAAAACUGCCCAUGAUCAGUUUGCAGAAGAUUUGAAAGAGGCACAGAGCUCUCUGUCAGAACAUGGUCAAACUAUAAAAGGUGAUAUGUCAAACCAACUUGGAGAAGCUACAACUCAGAUAUCUAAUCAAUUGCAAGAAACCCAAGAUAUCCUUAAAGACAACCUCAAUCAGUCACAAAAUGCUAUAUCAGCACAGCUUCAGGAGUCCCAGAAUGUUUUAUCAAAUCAACUUAAGGAGUCUCAAACUAACUUUGGGGAACUUGUUAAAGACUCACAAAAUGUUCUUGCUGACCAACUCAAAGAUUCUCAGCAUGUAUUCAGUGAACAGGUCCAGGAUUCACAGAAACUGCUCUCUGAACAAUUAUUAGAGUCACAAAACACUUUAACAAAUCAAAUGAAGGACACACAACUUAUUUUAACAAAUCAACUUAAAGAAUCUCAAAAGAUGAUUGCUGAGCAAGUCAAAGAAUCACAGCAAAUGGUUGCAGAUCAGCUAAAAGAGUCACAAGAAGCUUUAGCAAAUCAAUUACUUACCAAUAAAGCAAACUUUGCAGAACAAUUCAAAGAGUCCCAAAAAUCAUUGUUCACUCAGUUAGAGGAAUCUAAAAAUGAACUUUCAAGCCAGCUGGAGUCUGCUCAAAAUGUUAUCAAAGAUGAUCUAAAGAAAACUCAAGACUCUAUUGCUCAAAAGUUAGAAGAAAGCCAGACAGCUUUAUCUGUUCAGCUACAGCAGACACAGGAUAAGAUUGAUCAUCAAGUUAUAGAGUCACAAAAUAAGAUAAGUGAACAACUUGAAGAUACUCAAAAUCAAAUUGAAAAGCAACUUGAAAAUACCAUUGGCAAAAUUGAUGAGCAAGAAACAAAUGCUAGAGAAAAGAUUCAGAAAGAUACUGAAGAAUCACAGAAAAAUAUACAGAAACAGGAAGAAGAUGCAAAGAAUAAACUUCAGCAAGAAAGUGAUGAAAGUCAAAAGAGACUAUUGGAACAAGAAAUGGAUGCAAGAGAAAAACUGCAGAAAAAAUCAGAUGAAACACAAAUGCGAUUGGCAGAGCAAGAAGCAAAGGCUAAAGAACAGAUGGAAAAUGAAAGAGCAGAAACACAGCGAAGACUGGAAGAACAGGAAAAUAGAGCUAGAGAAGAAAUGCAAAAGCAAAGUGAAGAUACCCAGAAAAGAAUUGCAGAACAAGAAGCAAAUGCUAAAGAAAAGCUUAUUAAAGAAGGUCAAGAGACGCAGAGAAAGCUUGCUGAACAGAGUGAAGAGACACAGAAAAAGAUUGCUGAACAAAGUGAAGAAACACAGAAGCUUCUUAAAGACCAAAGUGAAGAAACACAGAAAAAACUUGCUGAACAAAGUGAAGAAUCUCAAAAGAAACUUGCAGAAAAAAGUGAAGAAACACAAAAGAUGAUAGCUGUACAGAGUGAGGAGUCACAGAAAAAACUUGCAGAGCAAAGUGAGCAAUCACAAAAGCAAUUGGCUGAUCAGAGUGAACAAACACAACUGAAACUAGCUGAACAAAGUGAUGAGACUCAGAAGAGACUUGCAGAACAGAGUCAGCAGUCACAGAAACAACUGGCGGAGCAAAGUGCAGAGACUCAAAAGAAACUUGCAGAACAAAGUGAAGAGUCACAGAAAAAGCUUGCAGAGCGAAGUGAAGAAACUCAAAAGAAAUUUGCUGAACAAGAAAAGAAGGCAAAAGAGGAUAUGAACAGAGAAAGAGAAGAAGCAGCAAAGAAAAUUGCCAUUCAGGAGGCACUUGCAAUGGAGAAGAUGAAACAAGAAAGUGAAAAUACUUCAAAAAAACUAAAAGAGCAAGAGGAUCAAGCAAGAGAUCAAAUGAAAAAAGACAGUGAAGAAACAGCUAAAAGACUAACUGAACAAGAAACUGUUGCAAGGAUAAACCUACUAAAGGAAAGUGAAGAAACACAGAAAAGACUUAGUGAACAAGAAGCAAAAACUAGAAUGACCAUGCAGAAAGAAACUGAAGAAUCGGCAAAACGUUUAGCAAAACAAGAGGAAUCAGCUAAACAAAAUCUCUUAAAAGAAGGAGAAAAAUCAGCUCAGAAAUUGGCAGAGCAAGAAAAACAGGCGACACUAACAAUGAAACAUGAGGCUAACAAAAGCAAAGAAAUGAUAGCUGAACAAGAAAAGAAAGCAAGAACUGGUCUGGAGAGAAGAAUGGCUGUUUCUCAAGCAGAGAUGAGUGAAGCAAUGUCAGCUGUCAGAAAUGCCAGGAUGCAGUCGGAAUCAGCUACUGUCCAUGCAAGAAAACCCCCAAAGCAGAACAACACGGAUGAUACAGAUGCUCUAACUACUGAAUCAGGGAGACCCCCCGCUACUCCUGGCAGACAGAGACCUGUGGAGAAACAGUACACAUACCAUAUGCCUGAAGUAGUGUACAUGAAGAAUGAUCAGAAAAUGGAACUUAUAGAGAUUCCUCAAGAAAUUCCUGAUGAUGACAUGAUGUACUUUACUCAUGAAGCUGAAGAUGGUGAAGAGGAUCAUGGUGUUGUUGAUGAUGUGUAUGAGAACAUAAUAGCAUCACUUGAUGAUGAUCAAACUGACAAAUCCCAGUCUGAAAACAGGGAAAUGGGCAGAGUAGGAUAUGCUGGAAGGGGCAAAAUUCUUGUGUCCAAACACCACACAAGUCCAAGAAAAGCAAGUGGAAAUUUGGAGGAUAAUGGAGAAAUAAGUAGGCAUAUGUAUAAAGGUAAUGCAAGUAUGGUUGAAACAUCUGAGGGACUACACCAAGAAAGGGAAAAAUUCAAUGAAGUAAGAAAAGCAAAUGCAUAUGAGACAGAUAGGGUCAGAAAACUAUAUGAUGCCCAUAUUAAACUAACAAGAGGGUCUAAUGAAAGGAGCUUUAGAUGGAAAACGAAUACAAGCGAAGCAUUAAAAGUCCAAUUGCCAAGUUUGCCUGCCAGUCCAAUUUCAACCCCCCGGGGGCAAGAUCAAGGGACUGCAAGUACAAGUAACUCAAAUAGGAAUCCUGAAUCUAUAAAUCAGUCCAAUGAUGCAAUUUAUAUGACAAAUAUAAGAGAUAAUAUUGAUGAUGAUUCUGGUCUUGAAAGUUUUCGGCCUGAUGAAAUAGAGGGUCCUAGACAAAGGUCAUCUGGGAGGAAAAGAUCUUUUGUAAAAAUGGACAGGGCUUGAUGGACAAAAAGAAUCCUCUGAUAGUCAUAUUGAGUCACUUUAUAAUGAUUAUUAUUUUUUUAAAUAAAACUGGAGUACAUAUAUUUUGUGUCGUAAUCAAUAAAAGGUUGUUCUGAAGUUUGUUGCUCAUCUCUGGUAACCAUAUUAAUCAAAAUGAUAAAAGUCAGGGGAGAUUAAUGUAUUGUUCAAUGUGUGUAAUCUGCAGAUCAUGAUUGCCAAACAGUGCAGUUUAAAAUGAGAAAUGCAAAUACUUUAUAGUAGUUACAUAUUUUGUACUUUUUCAUAAAACUUGUCAUGUGUUUGUGUUUUGAUCACCUUAUUAUUAUUAUUAUGUUUUAUACUGACUUGUUUUUCUACACCUAUAUAAAACAUAGACUGUAUAAUUGGAUCCCUUAGGGUAGGUCCAAUAUUCUACAGCUGCUACACAGUUUUACGCUUUCUAACUUGAGCAGUUCCCAUCCAUUUUUAGCUAACUAGCUCUUAAUUUUUAUGGGCAUUUUAUCUUUGACAAGGUUGUUUACCAUAAAGUUUAAUAGCGCUUUUCUCAAGUUAAACCCUUUGUAAAAAUUUGACCUUAAAUUUACCUUUUCUUUUGUCCAACUUGAGCAAGCUUAGCCUGUGCUUACCAAAACUUGGUAGGUAACAAUGUUUUAUAUUGGUUUAAUAUACUGAAUGACACAGCAAUUGCUUAAGACACCCUAGAGUUAUGGCCCUUUGCAAUUACUUGCUAUGUAACUUGACCUGUCUGAAUGGGCAUGUAUGUUUCACCCUGGCUAUAUUGCUUUAUUGCUCACUCUUGCAGUGCUUUCAUUCCUUUGUUUAGUCUCUUGUUUUUUCUGUUCUGUUUUCCUUUCUAUGUAUGUAUUUAUUUAUUAUGGCAGAUUUUACAUAAAACAAACAAAUGGUCAAUGAUUUUAUAGUUAGUGCUUUGCCAUCAAAACAAGAAUAGUUUUGAUAUGAAUCAGUUAAUAUGUUAUAAAUGACAUUUGCCAUCAUGUGUGAAACUUUAUUUACUUCGUAUGGUUUUUGUUUCAUGGAGAUUCUGGCAUACAAUUAUGUUAAUUAACUAAAAAGUACUUGAAUCACUUAUGUGUAGUUGAUUGUUUUGUUUUUAACAUAUUUUAUUUCAUGAAAAGGUUCCAAAUGACAAAUGUUUAUUUCAAUUGAUUGUUGUCUUGAAUAAAAAUAUAUUAACUACAGUAUAUGUGUUUUUUUGAGUCAAAGUACCCCAGUAAACGAUUUAACAACAUAGAUUUAGAAAGAUUAAAGACAGGAUGCAUUAGGAGAACUGAACAAAUGCAUUUUAAAAUACUAUUAGUAAAACCUUAACAAGAGAGUAAUUCUGAGUGGCACAGUAAACCAAAUAGUAUGUUGAUCAAUUUUAUAAGAAAGUUUUACGCCUCAAAGGGUCACUUAACAUUAACCGGCUUUGACAAAUAGAUACUGCAGAAAAGUGAUAACCAGUAGCAGAUAUGACAUGACUUGACAUGACAUGUAAAACAUUGACUUAUGUGUAACCAUUACCAUGGACUCAUCAUUUCUUUUCUCAUGGUGAGUGUUUAGAGUAUUGUUAUUCUGUUCAAUAUUUGCACAAUUGCUCUUGU
Molecule: messenger RNA, 16863 nt
Organism: Mya arenaria
Lineage: Eukaryota; Metazoa; Mollusca; Bivalvia; Myida; Myidae
Product: trichohyalin-like
Exons: 2
Coding region: 10784-15259 (1491 amino acids)
Biological process (GO): lipoprotein metabolic process; lipid transport
Cellular component (GO): extracellular region; cytoskeleton
Molecular function (GO): lipid binding
Source: RefSeq, a predicted model, not a curated record